AUGGUGUCGCAAGAAUUGCGCGACAACUACAGACAGAACAAGCUCUCUGCCUCAGAUCGCGCCAAACUCAUCAAACCAUAUCUGCCCGAUCCCUCUGAUUUGCCGCGUCGCUCCCGACCUGCCAAAACUAAUUCGGCCUCGCAAUCAAGACGGAAGCCCCGCAAAACUCCUAUUAGGACAUUUGUCAAGUCCCAGGUCCACCGUCUGGUCUACGCUCUGACUCAUAUCAUCUUCGGAAUUGUCGUGCGUCUGCUCCAGGCCUACCAUGCUGUCGUCGACCGUGUCUUUGCCAUCGUUUACCAUCACCAUCGCACCCCAGAACUCAUUCGCAAGGACGUUCGUGGCUUGAAGCGACUUCCAAACCACCUGAGUGUUAUAUUGAAUCUGCGGGCGGAGGAUGAUGCUCUGGCGGGACUAAUGGACGAGGUGGCCGAGCUAGCUGCCUGGAGUGCCUGUGCGGGGAUCCCACAGCUUAGUGUCUAUGAGAAAACCGGUGUCCUCAAAUCCUGCAUUCCUGCCCUACAUCAGAUCAUUACCACCAAGCUCGCCUCGUACUACGGCAGCCCCUCCCAACAGCCGACUCUGCAGCUCUUCGCUCCACACCAUCCAGUCCACGGCGGCACUCCCUCCAAUCCUGACCACCCUUCUCUCACCUUGCUCCUCCUCUCUUCAACCGACGGCCGUGAGACCAUGGUAGAUCUGACCAAGACCCUAGCUGAGAUGUCUCAAAACGGAAAAUUAUCCUAUGAAGAUAUCACACCGGAACUGGUGGACGCUGAGCUCAGCGAGAUCAUUACGCAGCCUUUGCAAGCUGAUUCAGAUACAGGCCGAGUCACUGCCAGUAUCAAACCGGAGCCGGAUCUUCUCUUGAUCUUUGGAUCUUUCCUGAAGCUCGACGGCUAUCCGCCAUGGCAAAUUCGUCUGACGGAAAUGUACUGCACCGGAGAUCGCAGCCACGGCAUGAAUGGUGAUGGCGAGGCCGUGGAGUAUCAGGGUUUCAUGCGGGGGUUGUGGCAUUAUGCUGGGGCACAGAUGCGGUUUGGACGGUGA
Molecule: messenger RNA, 1050 nt
Organism: Penicillium chermesinum
Lineage: Eukaryota; Fungi; Ascomycota; Eurotiomycetes; Eurotiales; Aspergillaceae
Product: ditrans,polycis-polyprenyl diphosphate synthase
Exons: 2
Coding region: 1-1050 (349 amino acids)
Cellular component (GO): endoplasmic reticulum membrane; dehydrodolichyl diphosphate synthase complex
Molecular function (GO): ditrans,polycis-polyprenyl diphosphate synthase [(2E,6E)-farnesyl diphosphate specific] activity
Source: RefSeq, a predicted model, not a curated record